Molecule: messenger RNA, 1666 nt
Organism: Agrilus planipennis (emerald ash borer)
Lineage: Eukaryota; Metazoa; Arthropoda; Insecta; Coleoptera; Buprestidae
Product: SET domain-containing protein SmydA-8-like
Exons: 7
Coding region: 85-1596 (503 amino acids)
Molecular function (GO): protein binding
Source: RefSeq, a predicted model, not a curated record
UACGACGAUGUUUUUCUCAGAGAGUCGUCCAACAAUAAAAUCAAGAGAGUUUUGUUUGAUUGUUUCAAAGUGCGAGAGUGCAAAAUGGCUCAACAAGUUUUAUUUGACAUACAAAAGAGUGAUAAGUGUGGAAGAUAUGCGACAGCAAGCAAGAAUUUGGCGGAAGGAGAGACGAUUUUUUCCGAAAUUCCGUUUGCUUUUGGUCCUAAAACAGACAGUCCAGUGGUUUGUUUGGGUUGUUGCACCCCAACUGACGGGUCAAUCUUGUGCUCGUCUUGUCAAUGGCCAGUUUGUGGUCCAGAAUGCGAACAAAUUCCAGCUCAUAAACAACAAGAAUGUAAAAUAUUUUCUAAAGAAGGAGUAAAAUUUCAGAGUGUGUCUGAUCCGACUGAUAUCUGUCCCCAAAUUGAGUGUAUUACACCCUUGAGGGUUUUACUGACAUUAGAAACGAAUUCAGAACGAUGGAACAAGGAAGUGGAGAUGAUGGAAUCUCAUUCGGAAGAGAGGAAGACUAAACCGGUUUGGGAAUUUAAUCAGAUAAACGUGGUGAACUUUCUAAGAGGACCAUGUAAACUGGACAGAUUUGACGAGGACCUUAUACAUAAAGUUUGUGGCAUCCUUGAUGUAAACGCGUUUGAAGCAAGGACCCAGUCGGGUUACAGUAUAAGAUGCUUGUAUCCGAAAUUGGCCAUAUUGAAUCAUAAUUGUGUCUCGAACAUUACCCACUCCAUAGAAUCGACAGGUGUUGGGGACGAAAACGAUUUUAGGGUUAAUGUAAGGGCGAACGUAGCCGUUAAAAAGGGAGAAGAAUUGUGUUCAAGUUACACUUAUUCCCUAUGGCCAACAAUAGUUCGCAGGGAGUUUCUUAAAGAAAGUAAAUAUUUUGAAUGUUGUUGCAAAAGGUGUACCGACCCCACUGAAUUAGAAACGCAUAUGAGUAGUUUGAAAUGUAAUAAAUGCGACAAUGGCUUAAUUACAUCGAUUAAUCCUUUAGAUGACAGUGCAAUUUGGAAAUGUUCUCAUUGUACAUUCACGACGCCAUCGGAAGCAGUUAGGAAAGUCUUUGCAAAAAUUCAGUCGGAAAUUGACGAAGUAGAAUAUCUAGAAGGUGGACAGGCUAUAGAACAUAGAGAACAAUUGUGCAGAAAGUAUAAGUCUGUUCUUCAUCCCCGGAAUGCUUACAACGUGAUUCUCAGGGUGGCAUUGAGCCAAUUGUACGGGAAGAUUGAUGGCUAUAGUUUGGAAGAUUUACCUGAUUUACUACUUGAAAGGAAAAUGGAGAUGUGUAAACUGGUUCUUCAAGUCGCCGAUGUCAUAGAACCAGGAUGUUCCAGAUUACGGGGCUUAACUCUUUACGAACUCCAUGUUCCAUUGAUUCUGCUCGCCAAAAAUCAGUACGCAGCUGGAGAGAUAGAUAAAGAUGGUUUGAGGAAAAAAUUAAAUGAAGCUAUAGAGGUGUUGGAAAAAUCAGUUAAAAUUCUUUCUUUAGAACCUCCAGGUACUACAGAAGGAACUUUAGGUCAGAUGGCGAACCAAAAUUUGACUCAACUCAAAGAAAAUUUAGAAAUCAUGAUCGAAACUGCUGAUCAGUAUUAGAACGUUACUUUAUAAUGACGGUAUUAAUGUAUUAAAAUAAUUUAAAUGUUUAAUAAACAAUCUGAAGAUA